Molecule: messenger RNA, 708 nt
Organism: Pogonomyrmex barbatus (red harvester ant)
Lineage: Eukaryota; Metazoa; Arthropoda; Insecta; Hymenoptera; Formicidae
Product: juvenile hormone esterase-like
Molecular function (GO): hydrolase activity
Source: RefSeq, a predicted model, not a curated record
ACAUAUAUAGCUGACGAGCUUAUCAAGGCACUUCUCUCGUCAUUCUUUCAACGCAUCCAUCAUGGAAAACAACAAAGUAAAGGUAUCUGUGUACGAAGGAAAAUUAAUCGGCAUUGUGGAGAAAGAUGUCUACAAUAAUUCUUAUAUCGCUUUUCGAGGAAUACCAUAUGCGAAACCGCCAAUUGGAGAACUCAGAUUCAAGGAUCCAGUACCAGUGGAAUCAUGGACCGGUGACAAAGACGCUUCGGCGUAUGGUAACAUCUCAGUUCAACUAAACCCUUUUACACGUGAAGUUAUGGGCGAUGAGGAUUGUCUAUAUUUAAAUGUGUACACUACGAAGCUCGAGUCUUCGAAGAAACGCUCAGUAAUGGUAUGGAUACAUGGCGGUGCCUUUUCCAUGGGUUCCGGUGAUGCAACUUUCCAUGCUCCCGAUUAUAUCAUACAAAAGGAUGUAGUAUUAGUUACUUUGAAUUAUAGACUAGGCGUUUUAGGUUUCCUGAAUCUCUACGAUGAAGUGGCAACUGGUAAUCAAGGUCUGAAGGAUGUGAUCUUGGCGUUACGAUGGAUUCAGAAAAAUAUAUCAGUAUUUGGAGGAGAUCCAGAAAACGUGACUAUCUUUGGCGGAAGUGCUGGCGGAGCUAUUGUACAUUAUUUAACUUUGUCCCCCUUAGCCAAAGGUAUUUUAUCAAUACAAACUUAAUGACACAC